UUUCUUUCUUGUAUUUGUUUAUUUUGGUUUUAUUUCAAUGGUUUAUGCUUAAUAAGCAGACAAAUUAAAGCGCCAUGAGUGCCUCUGACUUACUAUACUGUAGAUUUUGCGCUGAACAGAAACUUUCUGCGGAUAUAACCUAUUUAUUACACGAUUUGAACAUACAGCAAGAAAUCUACGAAAAACUUUCAUGUUUUCCUUCAAAUUCCAUUGAUUUCGGCCUAAAAAGUCUUCCAGAAACGAUAUGCAGCUUAUGUUACUUCUCUCUGAGCAGUUCGUAUGAGUUUUUCAGUAAAAUUAAGACAUCACAAGCGGUUUUAACUAAUUUGUUCUCGACGAGUUUUAAACAAGAAAUCGACGUGCAAAACAUCCCUAAACACCUCUCUGUGCCUUCAAAUACUGCUAUAAAGAUAGAAAAUACAAAGAAUGUUGAAAUAAACACCUCUUUCAUUGAUUACGGGAAUGAUUUCCAAACUUUAGAUGAAGAAAUCGAACAUGAUUCAAAAUCUAAUUUUGUGACCCUUUCUGGAGUAUCUUGGAGUGAUUAUAACUGUAUUUGUAAAUAUUGUAACAUGACUUUUUUAAAUAUAGACACUUUAAGAGCGCAUUGUAAGGAGAAUCAUGCAUUUUGUAAUGGUUUCAAAUGCACAGAUUGUGAAUUGGACUUGGAUGAUUUUACCUGUUUUAUUAGACAUGCAAGGGAACACAGAGACAGCCUUAAGUAUUACUGUGAAUACUGCAACAUCAAGUUAGAAAACAACAAGCAUACAGACACACAUACAUCCAAUCCGUAUUGUCAGCUUUGUGGUGAGACAUUCUCAAAAAAAUCCACAUUACAACGGCAUCUGAAGUCCUACAGAUGGGUUCGGAGAAAUUCUAAGAAGAUGCUGGUUGAAGAGUUGUUGAGCCACUCAGGGAUUUCCCUGGAUGAUGUGGUUGUCGAGUCCUGGGCAGACUAUCCUUGGCUUUGUCGGUACUGCGGGACCAAGGUAACAGACCAGGUCCAACUUCGCCACCACUCGAAAGAAGUCCACGGCAAGUGUGGCGGCGUGUCGUGCGUGGACUGCGGUUACUCCACUGGUGGGUAUGAGGAGUUCGUGGAGCAUGUGGUCGAGCAUCGACCGGGCUUGACGUCCUACUGCCCGCACUGCAAUCACAAAUAUGACAACGAUAAAAUAUCACACUUAGCAACACACCAGCUUCACUGCACGAUCUGCGGUGAAACCUUCACAGACCAAGCCUCUUUAGACAAACACAACUCCAUUUACAACUCUGCAAAAUCUAAAAAGAAACGAAAACGGCGCGCUCUGACCCAAAAGGAUUUAACUUGUUCCGUUUGUCAGAAAAUAGCUAAAAGCUCAAAUAAUCUUCGGGAUCAUUUGAAGUUACAUACGGAGAGAACUCGAGACUUCUUCUGCGAUCGAUGCGGCAUGUCCUUCUAUACGAAGGGGGCUUUAAAAGCCCACAUUUUAAUUCAUGAUAACCCCGACCCACAAGUCUGUAAGAUUUGUCAAAAGAGUUUUAUUAACUUAUCGAGGUUGAGGAAGCAUGUUUUGACGCAUAGUAAGGAAAGGCCUUUUGAAUGUGGCAGUUGUUAUAGAAGAUUUAGAUCGAAAACUCUCUUGAAAAGUCAUAUGGCGACGCAUUUGGAUGUGAUGCCUUUUAAAUGCCAAUAUUGCAGCAAAACUUUCAGGUUUAAAAACGUUUUGCGAGUCCAUGAAAGGCAACACACCGGUUCUAAGCCGUAUUCGUGCGAAAUAUGCAAAAUGGAGUUCUUUAAUUGGUCGAAUUGCGAUAAGCAUUUGAGAAGAAAGCACGGGAUGACUUUAGCCAAGUCGAAGAUGACCCCAGAGGGUAAGGUUCCGUUGAAUCCGAAGAGUUUUAAACCAAGAAGUUUGGAGCUUCAGGAUGUGAAAGAAUGGACAGAGCAAGUGUUAGUGCCUCGAAAGAGAGGUAAAAAAGUGACCAGUGCGGAUUGUAUGAGAAACGAAGACACUUGAUAUUUGAAGACGUGAAGUGCCUCCAACUUGA
Pectinophora gossypiella (pink bollworm) is the source of this 2031-nucleotide messenger RNA. RefSeq names its product zinc finger protein draculin-like. Gene Ontology annotation, molecular function: nucleic acid binding; zinc ion binding. Lineage: Eukaryota; Metazoa; Arthropoda; Insecta; Lepidoptera; Gelechiidae. Gene Ontology annotation, cellular component: nucleus. The transcript has 4 exons. The record is from RefSeq and is a predicted model, not a curated record. The coding region runs from base 75 to 2000 and encodes 641 amino acids.